This is a messenger RNA of Phycomyces blakesleeanus NRRL 1555(-), 1743 nucleotides long. RefSeq lists its product as hypothetical. Gene Ontology annotation, cellular component: fungal-type vacuole membrane. NCBI's taxonomy places the organism in Eukaryota, Fungi, Mucoromycota, Mucoromycetes, Mucorales, Phycomycetaceae. Gene Ontology annotation, biological process: transmembrane transport. The coding region runs from base 1 to 1743 and encodes 580 amino acids. The record is from RefSeq and is a predicted model, not a curated record. Gene Ontology annotation, molecular function: transmembrane transporter activity. The transcript has 12 exons.
AUGUCUUUUAAACAAGAAUCAGCUUCUUUGGGAUCCACUUCAUCGACCAAAUUCUGUGACCCAAAAGAACAAAAGGAUACUGACACAAUUGCUUCUCUUAAUACACAAGUUUUCCAGUUACCAAAAUCAGAAACCUUGUCAGAAUCGACUCUUCAGAAUCCAGAAAAUCCUGAAGGUGGAUACGGAUGGUUCAUUGUUGUUGGCGCAUUUCUGGUCCAAAUGCCCAGCCUGAGUGUAGUUAUGAGCUGGGGUGUUUUCCAAGACUAUUAUGAGCAAAACUUGUUUGGCCACUCACCCGCAAUUACUCUUCAAUUGACAUUUGUCGGUACACUCGGCAACAUUCUUUUAAAUAUCCUGUCACCCUUUGUUCAAAUCCUGCUGUCUUAUAUGACUACAAAAAAGGCAUUGGCACUUGGUGUAGUGCUGUGUGUGGCUGGACUAGAGCUGGCCAGUUUCUGUACAGAGAUAUGGCAGCUAUGUAUGACUCAGGGUGUAUUAUAUGGUAUUGGAACAUCAAUUAUAUACUAUAUCGUAAUAAGUGAGAUCCCAAAAUGGUUUACAAAGAACACUGGAAUUGCUUUAGGCGUAGCAUCUAGUGGAAACAGUAUCGGAGGGCUUGUAAUGCCACUACUUGUAGGUGCUCUCAAUGAAAAAUUAGGUGUAUUCUGGUGUUAUCGUGUUGUUGGUUUUAUUAAUGUCGGUGUUGGAUUGUUUGCUUGCAUUUUAUUUCGAGAUCGACCAGGUCACACAAAAGUCACCCAAAGACUCAAAGACAUCAUUGACUUUAAGAUCCUAAAAGACCUCAAUUUUGUACUAUGGUGUAUUACCGACAUCUUUCUCGAAGGUGCCUACUAUGUUCCAGUCUUUUUCCUACCAUCAUACGCUACAUUUAUUGGACUUUCUCCAGAAAAAGGAUCAGCUACAGUUGCUGUUGCGUCUGGUUUGAGUACUGCUGGCCGUAUUUUAGCUGGUAAUAGUAAUAGUAAUAGUAAUAGUGAGCGUAACAGUUGCAGUAACAUCUCAACACUGUUUUUAUUAUCAAGAUUGAUUGGAGACCGUGUUGGCCAUAUGAAUGUUACGAUCGUAUUUUCUUUGUUUGCCGGUCUACUUUCUCUCUGUCUGUGGACCUUUGCAGACUCUUUUGGGGUUCUUAUCGCAUUCUCUGCUCUGUUUGGAUUCUUUGGUGGAGCAUUUGUCACUCUUACACCUUCGAUUACAUGUAUUAUUACUGGAAAGGAAAAGUAUGAGUCUGGUCUGUCUCUUCUUCUGGUCGUCACUACCUUAGCCAUGUUUGGUCCCAACCUGGCAGGUGCGAUCGAAAGUUCUGAAAUUGCCAUGCGAUCACCAUUUGUAAGCUACAAGAUAUUUACUGGUGCAAUGUAUGUAGCAGGGACACUGAUAAAGUCUCAAUAUUUAAACAGGGCACCAAAUGUGUACCCUGAGAACACAGGAACGAAUUUCAGCAGGGAUAGGAACUUCAAAGUGAAAUUCCCUUUAGAAACUCGGGUGAUCCAUUUAUGGAUCCUGAAUACACAACGAUACCAGACCAAGUCUGUCCUCAUAGGCACAAUUUUGGGCAGGCACAGACGGUGGAGGCUGACGGGGAACAGUGGAGAUUUUGGACAAAAAACCCAGGUCCGUACAUGCGUUCAAUAUUUUGAGGUUACUUGUUUACAAAACUACCUUGUUAAGUGUUACACAUUUCGCCUUUUCCUUAAGUUUCUAACUCCAGAAUAUUCAUAG